AUGGCCCCUGCGUCGCCCGUCUCGGUCGCGGCGCCCGCGCUCCGCGGCGCCCACGCGGCCAUGCUCUCGGACCUCAUGGGCACGCCCCGCAGCGGCCUGCCCCACCGCCUCGUCGCGCGCUCCGGCCGGCCGCUCGACGUGCUGCCGUUCCUCGACGCCAUCCUGGCUGACGACGACAUGGCCGCCGCAUCGCCAGCGCCAAGAACCGCGUGACCGGCGCGCUUGCUAUUUUAUUGUACGACCUGGUACAUAUUUAUCCGCCUCGACCGUCGUCUGCUAACAUUAAUGUCCAUUCGUGUGU
Saprolegnia parasitica CBS 223.65 is the source of this 301-nucleotide messenger RNA. RefSeq lists its product as hypothetical. Lineage: Eukaryota; Oomycota; Saprolegniomycetes; Saprolegniales; Saprolegniaceae. The transcript has 2 exons. The record is from RefSeq and is a predicted model, not a curated record. Bases 1 to 213 code for a protein of 70 amino acids.